AAAUAAUCCUUCAACUGAUAACUUCAAAUUAAUGUCACUGAUAUAAGUUUGUUUGAUAGUGUCCCUCCUUCCACCUAGCAAAUUUCAGUGUGUUGUUUACCAUUUUUCAAAAAUAUGAAUAUUUUCGACUGUCAGUUAAUAUCAAACCCAUCAAUCGACCAUACUUACACGGUGGACCAACCGAACUUCGAAGCUUUCCAUUGUCAGGAUGUGUGUAGUCCCCACUCUGAGUCUGUGAACGAUUCCACUGCUUCGGCUCAAGAAGUUAGCUCUUCGCCCUAUGGCUCUACUAGUCUACAGAAAAAUCCAGAAAGAAAAUUGCAGAGAGCUAUUUACAAAGGCCCAGAUGUUUUCGGAAAGGUCCUUGGACCCACAGCGGAUGAGUCGAUAUUGGUAGGACUGCAGGCAUUGAUGGACAUGGCUGGAACUCUCGAAUUCGCCGGCUUCACCCCUAGUCCAAGCAUCCAUGAGACUCCUGUGGAGACUGUCUGCAAAGAGUGCCGAGAAGUCUCAGAACCAAUCAGCCAAAGCUCUGCUUCUUGUCAGUCUCCGAUCCCUUGUAAAACGGAGAAAGUUACUUGUGGCAGUUCCCCUGAGGCUUAUUCGGAUGAAUGUCAUCAUGAGAGUUUCAAAGAAUUGAAGAAACCACCAUGUCAAUACAUAAUCACUCAAGAAAAUAUAGCAGCCGCUGUGAACGCAAGGAGGAGUAAAUGCCAGCAUAGCCAAACUAGGGUAUUACCAACUUCGAUGACCUGUUACAAUCCAGACAGAGUCGACUGCCCUGGAGAAAGGAAUAACGUUGGUUGUCCUAGCAUGGCCACAUCAAGGUUUCAGUCUCCUAUGCAGUGCAAUUUGCGCUCUGUCAGUCCACCACGAAGACGUCCAAGAGGUAUUUCUCCACCAGCUUCUUCUGCUCCUUCAGGCAAUUGUCCUUGUUCCCAAUUUUACCGUCAAAUGACCACCAUUUCCGUCCUUGAGAACUCUGAAGAAGCUCCCACCUGUAUGCCUUGCACAGCGAAAAGAUCACCUUGUAAGGUAAUCGAGCAACCCACAAUAAUUUUUCCUCGAUCUGUAAAUGCAUGCGUGGAGACAUCUCCAACCCCAUGCUUAGGGAAGAGAUCUGUAGCUUCGGAACCUACCAAGGAAUGCUCGUGUAAAACGAUCCAAACCUCGCCGUUGCCUAGGCCGACCUUGUGCAACGCCAAGGUGGAAACCGAGUCCAUGGUUUCUCAGGAGAAACCUUCGGUUGCGUGCGACUGCAACAUCUGCAUGCCCAUCUCGGCAGGGGUGUCCAAGCCUCCGUCCAGGAUCGGAAGCAGCGUCAAGUUCGCUGACGAGGUGGGAACUCAAUGCAUGUGUUCCACCUGCUUCUGCAUGAAAGAAAAGAGGCAGGAGAAGAGGGCAGGGAGGUCAGAGGCGUCGUCGUCGGUGAGAAGGAAUAAAUCGUGCACUUGUUCUUUGAUACCAAAAGGUAUUCGAGUUGCAGAUGCCGCCAUAAGUAGUUUGAAAGUCAACACUUCAUGUCAAUAUCAUAAAUCUGAAAUAAUUCCAAUUGAGACUAGAUCAACUCAAUGCGAAAAAAGGAAUCACAGACGUGAUUCGUCCAUGCGACUCUGCUCAGAAUCUGGCGACUGUGAGCCUCAAAGGAAGAAGAGCGUUAGAAUAUUGGGAGGUCCAUAUGAUUGCCCAGAUUUCUCUGAAACCAGAUAUUGUAUGGAGCCCAAGAAGAGUAACAGCAGAUCUGUAAUUCCCCUUUUGGAUUGCAAUGACGAUAUAACGAAAAUGUGCUUCGAAAAACCGGGCAGAGUUUGUUUGGAAAUGGGUGAUUCCUUCAUACCCCCACCCAUGGAAAUUCGUUACGCCAUAACCAAAAUCACAAAAUUUAGAGAUUUCUCCACUUUCGAGGUCAUGAAGUCCACGAGUAAAAAACCCAAAUGUUUGCCUAAAGCUGUGGAAGGUGUAUUCGUCCUCAAAAAAGAAGAAAAUUAUUGUUCGUCCAAAAUAUGCGAAUAAAUAUAAAUUAUUCAAUCAA
Messenger RNA from Harmonia axyridis, 2032 nucleotides. RefSeq lists its product as uncharacterized. Lineage: Eukaryota; Metazoa; Arthropoda; Insecta; Coleoptera; Coccinellidae. The transcript is spliced from 17 exons. The coding region runs from base 115 to 2013 and encodes 632 amino acids. The record is from RefSeq and is a predicted model, not a curated record.